Messenger RNA from Ooceraea biroi (clonal raider ant), 1209 nucleotides. It is a transcript of the gene Eaf6, whose product is annotated as chromatin modification-related protein EAF6/MEAF6. The record is from RefSeq and is a predicted model, not a curated record. Gene Ontology annotation, cellular component: histone acetyltransferase complex. Lineage: Eukaryota; Metazoa; Arthropoda; Insecta; Hymenoptera; Formicidae.
UGUUGAUUGUAGAUGUCGUGAUAGUACGAAACAAUACUCGUCCAGUAAAUUUCACUUGCAAGAUAACAAAAACAUUUUAUUGUCGCGUCGAUCACAUUAAUCUCUUAUUUGUUCGAUUUUAUUAUUGUAACUGUCAUAAAUAUUUUUCCUCUAUAUAUAUUACAAGAUGUCCAAUCCGAAAUCUUCUGUAGAUUUGCGAGCGGAGUUGGCAGAAUUAGUAAAACGGAAAGCCGAGAUCGCUGACACAUUAGCCAAUUUAGAGCGACAGAUAUAUGCUUUUGAAGGAAGCUAUUUAGAGGACACGCAAUUAUAUGGGAACAUAAUAAGGGGUUGGGAUAGAUACUUAGCGAGCAACAAAAAUACCAAUAGCAAAGCAGACAAACGUAAUAGAAAAUUUAAGGAGGCCGAGAGAUUAUUUUCUAAAUCGUCCAUUACAUCCAUGGCAGCUGUUAGCGGACUCGUAGAGAAUACACAAGAAAAAAUUGAACGAUACAGUGAGUCGGAGUCUCAGAUUGGAAAUAGUGGCAGCGAAGACAAUUGCAACUUUGCCAAUUCGAACGCGAUCUCUUCCAGCAAUAACAAAGAAACUAGUGGGAAAAAUCAUACCUCUAUUCAAACCGGAUACGUUCAAAAUAAUGGUACCAUUAAUAAUUCAGACAAUGCCUCCAUUCAAUUUACAAACGGAUCAAUGUCCAACGGCAACUUAGAGCACGUUACCACACCUGUUAAAGAAUGCCACAGUAAUAGCAAAGAUUCCAAUAAAACUAAAUCCAUAAAUAGUGCGAAAAAAAAUAGCAAUAAAAGAUCUAGAAAUAGAUAGAUGUAUGUUGUAGUGCUACAAUUAAUAUGACGCAAAAGUAAGAUAUUAAUUCUUUGCUUUCUAAGUAAAUAAAAUAUUUCGUCCGUUCUUUAUGAAUAAUCUGUCUUUAAUAUUUAAAUGAUCACGUAUAAACACACGUAUGUUAUAUAAGAUAAAGUAUUAAGAAAACACAAGUAUUUGUACUUAUAACAAAAAUGGAACAUAUCUAUUUCAAAACUACAAGUAUAAGUUAAUACACUUUAAUUAAAAUUCGUAUAGACAUUCCAGAAAAGUGUAAAGAUUUUGUAUCUGUAUUUCAUAUGUUACUACAGUAUUAAUAUUCAGGAUCUCAUACUUACAUUUUCUGUAAAAAUAAAACUAGAAAAUAUAUUAAUGAUAUACACAGGUAA